Messenger RNA from Culex pipiens pallens (northern house mosquito), 609 nucleotides. RefSeq names its product shematrin-like protein 1. The transcript is spliced from 2 exons. The record is from RefSeq and is a predicted model, not a curated record. Lineage: Eukaryota; Metazoa; Arthropoda; Insecta; Diptera; Culicidae. The coding region runs from base 197 to 517 and encodes 106 amino acids.
CGGGGCUCGAAGUGACGCAAAUUUUGGGGCGCGAUAAUCAAAAUGGAUUUUCCAAAAUUGUUGCGAAAAAUGUGGCCUUCAUAUAUAAGGAAAGCCGUUCGAUUGGAUAUUCAUCAGUUCAAGCUAAGUUGUAGAUCGAAGCAGAAGCAAUUCCAGCUCUUCAAAAUUUAACCUUGAAAUCAACAUUCUACUCAAAAUGUUCAAAAUUGUGAUCCUGCUCGCUGUGGUUUCGGCCAUUGCUGCCAUCCCAAUGCCUUCGGUUCCAGCGCCACUUCCGGUGUUGAUGCGACAAGUCCGGGCAGCUGAGAUGCCAACGGAACCCAAAGAAGUACAAUCUGCGGGGGGAGCUGCUGAAUCUGCUGACGACAUGGAGAAGGCGGAAACGUUCGGAUUUGGAUUCCACAAGCACAUCUACGUGAGCCCAUCGUACGGAUAUGGUGGAUACUAUCCUUACAGCUAUGGAUACGGAUAUCCCAGCUACGGAUACGGUGGUUAUGGAUACCCCUACUACUACUAGAAGGGUGCAAUGAAUUCAAAAUACUUCGUCUCUGUCGCAAAAAAAUGGUGCAAUAAUUUAUUUAAUUUGAGUAAAUUUAAUUUAUUUUAAAA